CAGUAUGGGAAUGGUUUGGUCCCCGUCCAGUUUCUUUGGGGUCGUUAGUUCACGUUGGGUGAGCUGCGUAGGCUCAUGUUACUAAUGGAAAUGUAUAGCGAGUUGUGACCUGCACGAACUAAAUGUGCCACUAGACGAACGGCAUUGUGGAGAGUCAGCAUAAGAUAUGCAGCAACCCGUGUGUGACACAGAAAACGUUUGGUCGAAUGCAUAAUGGAUGACUGAGGUACAGAGGACGUUUUAUCACCAAAAAUUGCCGGCUUUGUGGACCGGGCGCAGCAAGGUAGCUAGCGCAAAAUUGGUUUUAGCUAGUUAGCUAGCUGUAGUUGUGCUUGCUAGGAGUUUACGCCCGGUUGCCGAACAGUGGUUUACACGCAAGGUGUUGGUAGAGGCACAGACAGGUGUGUGGUCAGGGGCCCAUGAGAAGGCCACGCAGGAGGGGAAACCCAGCCGGGGGUUUGGGAGGCAGGCAGCGGGCAGAUGCAGCUGUCCGGGGGGCAGGACCGGGGGGCCGAGGGGCCAGUCAGCAACGUCCGUCAUCCCCCUACAGCAACAUUAAGGUGUCUCCAGCUCGGGAGACGCUGACCUAUGCCCAAUCGCAGAAGAUGGUGGAGGUGGACCUAGAUGGACGCCUUCACCGCAUUAACAUCUGUGACCCACUGCCGGUCAUCACCGAGGACGAGAUGACAGCCCAGGAUAUCGCAGAGUGCAACAGCAACAAGGAGAACAGUGAGCAGCCUGCUCCGGUCGCCGUGGCGACUCCCGGACGCAAACCAACAGGAAACAAAGGCCGCAGGAAAGACAGUAAGCACUCACUCUCAUCCUCCGCUGCGUCCCAGAACAACAGCACUCAUGCUCAGUCACACACGCAGCCCCACGGCCCCAGCCAGCUCCCUGAACCCACUUUCCGUGAAAUGGACACCUUCUCCCCUGUCGAGGCCACCCCGCUACCCACCGCCUACUACCGCUACAUCGAGAAGUCGGUGGAGGAGCUGGAAGCCGACGCAGAGUACGACAUGGAUGAUGAGGACAUGGCAUGGUUGGAGAUGGUGAACGACAAACGCUCCUCGGACAACCAGACGGCGGUGUCGCCGGACAUCUUCGAGCUGCUGAUGGACCGGCUGGAGAAGGAGUCCUUCCUGGAGUCACGAAGCCAGGCAUCGGCACAGAGCACCAUUGACGAGGACGCCUUCUGCUGCGUGUGCCUGGACGACGAGUGCCUCAACAGCAACGUGAUCCUCUUCUGCGACAUCUGCAACCUGGCCGUGCACCAGGAGUGCUACGGCGUGCCCUACAUCCCCGAGGGCCAGUGGCUGUGCCGCUGCUGCCUGCAGUCUCCUGCGCGUCCCAUCGACUGUGUGCUCUGCCCCAACCGCGGCGGCGCCUUCAAGCAGACCAGCGACGGGCGCUGGGCACACGUGGUCUGCGCUAUCUGGAUCCCCGAGGUGUGCUUCGCCAACACGGUCUUCCUGGAGCCCGUGGAGGGCGUGGACAACAUCCCGCCGGCGCGCUGGAAGCUCACCUGCUACCUGUGCAAGCAGAAAGGGCGCGGUGCCUCCAUCCAGUGCCACAAGGCCAACUGCUAUACAGCGUUCCACGUGACGUGUGCGCAGCGCGCCGGGCUCUUCAUGAAGAUCGACCCGGUGCGCGAGACCACUGUCAACGGCACCACCUUCUCCGUCAAAAAGACUGCGUUCUGCGACGCGCACUCACCGCCAGCGCACGACAGACAGGCGUCAGACGACGAGGAGUCAGGGAGGGUGCUGGGGAACCGGGCGAAGCGUGGGUGCAGCGCCUACACGCAGGCCCCGCACCUGAAGAAGCAGAAGAAGGGCGGGAAGAAGGAGUCCAAACAGCAGCAGGAGAAGAAGAAAGGGAAGAAGAACCAGGAGGUGGCUGCCAAGAAAGUGGUCACGCCUCUGGUCACUGUGUCCCAGAUUCCCAGCCACAGGUUGAACAAAGUAUGUAAAGGAAUCAUCAUCCAGAGAAAGAACCAGUUCCUACAGAGACUUCACAACUAUUGGUUACUGAAACGUCAGUCACGCAAUGGGGUGCCUUUGAUUCGUCGACUGCAUUCUAAUCUUCAGUCUCAGAGAAAUGCAGAACAGAAGGAGCCAGAUGAGAAGGUGAGCGCUGUACGGGAGGAGAGGAAAUACUGGCAGAAACUGAGGCACGACCUGGAGAGAGCCAGACUGUUGGUGGAGCUCAUCCGCAAGAGGGAGAAGCUAAAGAGGGAACAGGUGAAGGUGCACCAGGCUGCCAUGGAGAUGCAGCUGACCCCGUCUCUGGUGCUGCUGCGCUCGGCGCUGGAGCAGCUGGAGGAGAAGGACACGGGACACAUCUUUGCCGAGCCCGUCAGCCUCAAGGAGGUCCCUGACUACCUGGAGUUUAUCUCUCAUCCAAUGGACUUCUCCACCAUGCACUCCAAGUUGGAGGCCCACAAAUACCACACCAUUGCUGACAUGGAGGUGGACUUCAACCUGAUGAUCUCCAACUGCCUCACAUACAACAACAAGGACACCUUCUUCCACCGGGCCGCAGUGCGUCUGCGAGACCUAGGGGGCGCCAUUCUGCGGCAGGCUCAGAGACAGGCACAGAACGCGGGCUUGGACCCUGCCACGGGCAUGCACCUGCAGGAGUCUCCGCAGAAGACAGACUACUACCGCUGCACCUGGGAGGACGUGGACUCUCUGCUGGAGCCGGAGAACCGUGUGCACAUGUCGGCCGAGGAGCAGCUGCGCGAGCUCCUGGACAAGCUGGACAUGGUGACGUCCAUGCGCACGAGUGGAGCGCGUACACGCCGCGUCCGCCUGCUGCGCCGCGAGAUCCACAACGUGCGCUUUCGCCAGGGCCAGCCCUCCACACGCCACACGCUUAACGGGGAAAUCAAAGAGGAGGACGAGGACGACGAUGACAAUGAGCUGGACGAGGAGGAGGAGGGGGAGAAAGAGGGAGACCACACACUGUCUGGAUCAGAUAAAGAGGAUUCCAAGUGCACUCCCCCUCCAACCCUGGAGCCCUCAGGAUUGGCCCACCCCCCUCCACGGGAUGACGCCCCGCAGGACCCGCCCACCCUGCGGCCGAUGACGACAGAGCCCAGGACCCUUAGCCGUCCGAACAAACGCCUGAAGCUGAACAGCGAGAGCUCAGACACGCCAGUGACACCCCCGGCGAUCACUAAGAACUGCACCAAAGAGGAGGAGUCUCUCAAGACGCCACCCCAGACACCGGACAAAGGUCCUGGGUUGGUCAACGGGGUCUCUUCCCCCGAAACAACCACGCCCCCCCGGGUCACGGUUGGGGUGGGCCGCCGGACUUCUGUCCUUUUCAAAAAGGCCAAAAACGGAGCCAAGCUGCAGAAGGAGAAAGAGAAAGACAAUCAGCUGCAAAACGGAGGUACAGACUCAAUCAGCCCCUCAAACUGCCUUCAGACCCCCCCACCUCUGACUUCAGUGCCCACGACCCCAACCAAACCCCCUCCUGCCCCCACCCCUCCCUCACCCCCGCCUCCCAAGCGGCGGCCUCGGAGUCGAGGCAGCAGCCCAGAACGCCACCGAGACGCAUCACCUCAACGCACGCCAGAGGCAGGUCUCACAAAUGGUUUCAAAAAGCACAAAGAUGGCGGCUCAGACUCUGAAUCCAGCUCGUCUCCAACGAUACCCAGGGAAAUUGCAUCACCACCUAAGAAGAGCCGAGGGAAGCCGGCCCUGUCCAAAGUGCCCUUCCUGGACACAGUGAACGGAGACGCGGACUACACUGGAGCAGGUGGUGAUGUGCUUUCCUGUGAAAACAGUGGCGAGUUAGAGCCUCUAGAUCUGGUGUGGGCGAAGUGUCGAGGCUAUCCCUCUUAUCCUGCACUGAUCAUUGACCCAGACAUGCCCCAGGAGGGCCUGCUGCAUAACGGGGUGCCCAUCCCCGUGCCCCCGCUGGACGUGCUCCGCCUGGGAGAGGCCAGGCAGGAGGAGGCCGGGGAGCGGCUCUACUUGGUGCUCUUCUUUGACAAUAAGAGGACCUGGCAAUGGCUGCCACGAGACAAGUUGAUCCCCCUGGGCAUGGAUGACACUGGCGACAAGCUGCGCAUGAUGGAGGGCCGCAAGACCAGCAUCCGAAAGUCCGUUCAGGUGGCCUACAACCGCGCCAUGAUGCACCAGAGUCGCGUGCGCGGCGACCACGGCUUUGUCGCCUCCAAUUACCUCUAGACCCCCGAGAGGAGUGCUGAGAGAAGCUGCAGAGAACCCUUAGCCAUAAUUGCUGCCAUCAAUUCCGGCCCAUAGUGUUGGAAACAACAAGAAAACAAACAAAUCAAACAUCGCCAACAUGCCUUUAAUGCUUCCCUGUUCUGUUUUGUGUCUGCAGUGAAAGAGACUGGUUGUGAAGGAUUGUCCGCUUUACUGGGUAUGAUGGUCGGACAGUACUGUGGGGAAGGGGAAUGUUUUUAUGGAUGAUGGGGUUUUUUGUUUUAUUUGACGUUUUCUUCUGCAUUCAUUCAUGUGUUUGGGGAUGGUGUUGAUCACGUCUGAAGAUUGGGCGGGAGCUGUUAUUUUAUUUGCCAGAGAGGCCCCCUUGUUUUUAAGAGUAUGGACAGUAAGUCACGCGAGCAUUGAAAGGAUCACUGCCAUUUUCUUAUUGUAGCUUUUUACUUUUUGACGUUUUACAAAAACCACUUUGUAUAUUGUAAAGACACUCAUGUAUAUACGUCUGUUUAUACCAUAUGAGAUCUAAUUUAAUUUUGCGCUCAUUUUGCAAAUCAAUUCAAUUACCUGAAGGUAUGAAGAAACGUGUACAUAUGUGUAAAAAAAUCAAUUUAACUGACUUGCUACAAAGUGUAUUUUAGCUUGUGUAUGUCAGUUUGUGUGUGCAUAUGCACAUCUAGACAUAUACACUUGGUAUGUGUACCUGCACCAGCGCACACACACAGUCUAUGGUAAAAUAUAUAUUCUCAUUUUUUUUGAUACACAGAAAUGUAAUUUAUUUAUGGACCGUUUUAAAAGAAAAAGAAUAGAGAAAUAAAAUUAUAUAUUGGUUAAAGAUUUGAGAUGAAAUUGUUAUUUAAGAUAAACUAUUGAAUAGGGUUAUAAAGACAAACAACCAAGGUGAGAUUGUGACUGUGAGGUAGUGAUGUUAAGAUUUGUGAAAGAGUAAUACGGUAGGGUCUCCCAAUGUGUUUUUGGUUUUUUCUUUUCCACAUCCUGUUCAAAGUCCCCUCUCCACCCAGAAGCACACAAACCUGUAUUUAUUGUAGAAAGUUCCCUGAGUUCUAGAUCCUGUUUAUACUAUGGAGCCCCAGAGCCAUUUUAAGCUUGUACAAACUGCAGAUUUUACCUACUUGCCAAAUAACCGGUCAAACAGUAUUUUCUCAUGUUGAGGGAAAUAAAUGUUAUAUUGAAAACUU
Messenger RNA from Alosa sapidissima (American shad), 5392 nucleotides. RefSeq names its product bromodomain and PHD finger containing, 3b (gene brpf3b). Gene Ontology annotation, biological process: regulation of transcription by RNA polymerase II. Bases 420 to 4199 code for a protein of 1259 amino acids. Lineage: Eukaryota; Metazoa; Chordata; Actinopteri; Clupeiformes; Clupeidae. The record is from RefSeq and is a predicted model, not a curated record. Gene Ontology annotation, molecular function: protein binding. Gene Ontology annotation, cellular component: MOZ/MORF histone acetyltransferase complex. The transcript is spliced from 14 exons.